Molecule: messenger RNA, 1324 nt
Organism: Phycodurus eques (leafy seadragon)
Lineage: Eukaryota; Metazoa; Chordata; Actinopteri; Syngnathiformes; Syngnathidae
Product: ubiquinol-cytochrome-c reductase complex assembly factor 6
Exons: 2
Coding region: 502-723 (73 amino acids)
Biological process (GO): mitochondrial respiratory chain complex III assembly
Cellular component (GO): mitochondrion
Source: RefSeq, a predicted model, not a curated record
GUCAAUCAAAGAGGUCAAAUUUGGGUUCACCUCUGCGUAGGAAAUGGUCUGCCCAAUUUAGCCUGGCUCGGGAAUAUGAAAGACUAACGUUUAAAAACGCAAACUCACGGCGUUGUAUUUACAUUUGAUCAUAUUUUGAGCUACGGUAAACUUUGACGUUGCGUUCGCAGUAUUUUAAAAUUAAAACAGAGUGGGUCGUCCGGGUGACGAUUUACUGGCUACAUAAGGUGACCUGUUCGUGUCCCAAAUGACCGGUGCUUGGGAAUUAGUUUUAAACUAUGUGUUUACGUGUGUAUUGGUGGAAUAAUCCGACAAGGUACGUAUUUAAAGUAUACAAUUUGGAGCGGUUACUCUGUUAGGGGCCUCUGUCCUAAAACGAGUGUUGCGGCCAGAUAGCUUUUCAGCUCAGCCAUGUGCAGUGUUGGCAUUUAUGACAUGUUUGUUUGUUUUCGUUCACAGUCUCCAGGUGCAUAUGUUGUUCCACGCUGAAGUUUUGCAAAAAUGCCUGCUGGGGUGUCGUGGACUCGCUACCUGAGGAUGUACGGAGCCAGCAUAUUAGCGAUGUUUGCAGGGGCACAGGCGGUCCACCAGUACUACUUACCUGAUCUGAGUAUACCAGAGGUCCCUCCAAACCCUGGCGAGCUUCAGACAGAAUUAUUUGGCUUCAAACUCGGAGAAGCAGCCGCACAGCAGCAGACGGAAGCAACACCAAAGCUGGACUAAUAUGGAAAUAAUAUAUCUUGGAAAUAUCCUCAGCUCAGUGGACUCUUAUGGCAUAUAGAAGUCAUUGGCUGCAACAUGCUCUGAGGAAAACAACACAGUUGGGACAUGAAAUUGACUUUUCAGUGUUUGUUUUCAAUGAAACAAAGCCUGUCAAAAUGUCAGAAACAGCCUACAAGAACAGCUGAACUUGGUAUUAAUCAGAGGCACUUUAAAUGGGGGCAGGUGUGUUUGACUCCCAUUUCACAUGAGUAUGAAUGUGAUUUGUUAAUUUUGAGGACAGAUGCAUCACCUAGCUGAUUUUUAAAUAUGUAAUUACUUUGCGUAUCUUUACCUACUCUAAUGGAUUGGUUUUAGGGUGUCAAAUAAAGGUGAGGAAUGUCAAUGGCCCUUGUGUCCUUCCAUUUCUGGAGGAAAACAUUUGGACACCCCUGCUGCAAAAGUAACUUUAAAGGCAAACACAGCGUUUUAGAAUUUUUGACUGUCACACAAGUGUCAAAAGAACACUGUUAGUAAGAUGUAAAUAUAAGUGGCAAAGAAUGACAGGUAAAGAAGGCUUAACGCAAAGGCGAUUUGCGACGCAGAUAUGCCCCACCACGCAGUU